GUAUACACUACAGCUAUGUGUCAUGUGACUAUGCUAGUCAGCAGUAAGAGAGUGAAGAUGAUGCUUCUUACAUUUACUGUUCUAGCUUUGAUUGGUUCCACUGCUCCUUGUGAUGUUGGUGUGCCUCAUGAAUCCUCAACUCUUAAUGUCCCAAGAAUUGCUAGUGAAAGUGGAACAGAAGUAUAUCUUGGAUUAGAGAACCCUGCCUCUUGUGGGGGAUACCUCAAAAAUUACACUAUUUGUUACUUUAAUGUCAAUGCUGGGGCAUCAGUUUAUUCAGGAGAGUUAUCAAUAUGGGAAGCAGGUCUUGAAUCUGAUGGAUUUAGAGUCUUUGAUAAGAUAAUUGGAUCAGUUUUGGACUUCCCUCUCAAUCUCAAUAACAGUAGAUCUUGUGGUAUUGAUCCAGUAAUGACACCAAUUAGUAAUGCACCAGGUCCUUACCCAGCUGAGGAGAUGGUGUGUAUGUAUUACUGUCUUCCAGAGACUUCAAUAGUUUUUGUUAAACCUGGUAGUGUUGUUGGUAUAGUAUAUACUGAUGGAGUCAGAUAUGGGAGAGGUCAAAUACUAACACAUCAUACAUUGCAAACUGUAGGAACUUGUGUUGGAAAUAACUUAAUAUAUUCAUUAGGUGAUGUUGUUAAAACCUCCUGUCCUUUGUUACCAGCUAAUACUACCACUGCUUUACUAGCUGGAGCUGGUAUUGAGCCAAUUUAUUGUCCUGAAUUAUCUCUACAGUAUGGUAGCAUUAAUAUCUCUGGUCCUUACUCUUUUGGUACUGGCAUUGAAUACACUUGUGAGACUGGUUUCCAACUGGUUGGUGUUUCCAGUCAAACCUGUUUGUCCAGUGGAGACUGGAGUGAUGGAUUACCUUAUUGUAAUGUACUCAACUGUACUGACCCAGGAGUACCUAGUAAUGGAGGUCAUAUUGGCAGUAUCUUUCUUAAUGGCUCAGAAUUGUACUUUGAAUGUGAUGAUAGCUACACAUUGGAAGGUCCUGAAUCUAUUACAUGCUAUAGGGGAACCUGGAGUGAUCCUGUUCCACAAUGCGUUUUAUCAAAUUCCACAUCAACUCCAACCGAGACUCCAACAUCUACUAAUGCUGGUUUUACAAUUAUAGUGGCAUUGGUCAUACUGUUAAUAAUAAUAUUCACUCUAUGUGGCUGCACUAUUUUACUAGUGAUUGUGUGCAAGAGAUGUCAACCAAGAAAAGUGAUAUCUCCUCAUCCUACAUCCACACUAGAGUUGACCAGUUUUAAUCAGCCAACAGCUGCUCCAUCCAUGUAUCAACACAACACACAAAUUGAUCAGCCAAAUAGAAUGCCUGGUAUUCCUAAUAAAGGAUUUGGGACUAGUGAUGAAAGCUAUUACAAGAAAACUGAUAGUUACUCUGUGGGUCCUUUUCCUCCUCCUUUACCAUCUCCUCCACCAUUUCCUUCUCCAUCUCCCUACUCACCUUCAAGAGGCCAAUAUGAAACUUAUGAGAAAAUUAGAGAAGAUGAAGGUGGUGAUUCUACUUACUGGGUACCAGCUAAUGUUGAGGAAGAGCUCUACCUUCAGUUGGAUAAAUGCAGAGUUAGGAGAAUACCCUCACCUGAAAUAAAAGUGUUGGAGUUGCUUGGUAGCGGUUACUUUGCUACAGUUAACAGAGCAGUGUGGCUCAAACCAAACUUAGGAGAGGAAGAGGUUGCGGUUAAGAUCCUCUCAGAAAAAGCCGACAAUGAAGACAGGAUAAAGUUCCUUCAAGAAGCAGCUCUCAUGGGCCAAUUUAAACACACUAAUGUACUAACACUGCAUGGAGUAGUUACUACUGAUACUAGUGUUAUGAUAGUCACUGAGCUAAUGAAGAAUGGUGAUUUGCAUCACUGGCUGCUGAAGACAAAGAGAGAGGGAGCUGACUUGCAGACAACACCUGGUGUCUUGCUUAACUUUUGUAGGCAGAUUUGUUUAGGAAUGGCGUAUUUGUCUUCCAGGCAGUUUGUUCAUCGUGAUCUUGCAGCGAGGAAUAUACUAGUGACUCAUGAUAAUAUUUGUAAAAUAUCUGAUUUUGGUAUGUCUCGUGAUCUUACUGAAGACGAAGAUUAUUACAUGGCAGGAGAAGGUGGGCUUAUACCAGUCAAAUGGACAGCACCUGAGUCCAUCAAACAACACAAGUAUUCAUCAGCUUCGGAUGUUUGGAGCUAUGGCUGUGUCAUGUAUGAGAUAUGGAGCCUGGGACGCAAACCAUUUGAUACACUCAAGAACAAUGAAACUGUGAAGACUGUUAAUUCAGGCCGACGUCUCUCUCCUAGUCCAGGCUGCCCAAAGAAGAUGUAUGAGAUAAUGAUGAAGUGUUGGCAUCCUGAGUCAAAGAAGAGGCCCAGUUUCAAUGAGAUAAUGCUGUUAUUGUUAAAAGAUGAUUCCACAUUGUUAUUGAUACCAGAUGAAGAUAGACUCGCUCAUUCUGAGGCUGGUCAGUUAGGUGCUCCUCUUGAAGCUGGGGAUAAGCUAUACACUGACCUACAGUCAAUGUACAUCACUAACCACUGAUGUACUAAACUGAGAAUUAUUAUUAUUAUCUCUAUAUUAUUAUUAUUAUUAUUAUUGUUGUUGUUGUUGUUAUUUUAUUUUUAUUUUUAUUAUGAAGGUAUUUUACUGGUAAUUUCUUAUGCAUGUGACUGAAUGUAUUUUAACUCUUGCUAUUAUUAUUUGCUUAAUUUUUGAUAUGGUAACUUCCUCAAUAUUA
Amphimedon queenslandica is the source of this 2722-nucleotide messenger RNA. RefSeq lists its product as uncharacterized. NCBI's taxonomy places the organism in Eukaryota, Metazoa, Porifera, Demospongiae, Haplosclerida, Niphatidae. Bases 16 to 2526 code for a protein of 836 amino acids. Gene Ontology annotation, biological process: cell surface receptor protein tyrosine kinase signaling pathway; positive regulation of kinase activity; protein phosphorylation. Gene Ontology annotation, cellular component: plasma membrane; signaling receptor complex. Gene Ontology annotation, molecular function: ATP binding; transmembrane receptor protein tyrosine kinase activity. The transcript is spliced from 12 exons. The record is from RefSeq and is a predicted model, not a curated record.